AUGCGUCAAAAAAGAUCUAAAAGACCAACCAGACUCACCCCCUCACCAAGUCCAUCGGCAAGCUCGAUCUCGUCGAGUUUUGAUCUUGCCUCGCCGGAUCGCCCGUUUGAUAAUAUUUUGAACUUUCGGGAUGUCGGGAGGGCUGUUAACGAGUUUGCGGGUAAUAGGGUUGUGAGAGAGGGGAUUCUAUUUCGAAGUGCGAGGCUCGACGAUGCGUCAGAGCGGGACAAACAACGUCUCAUAGACGAUAUUAAUCUGUCUACCAUUAUCGACCUACGCACAAACACGGAACAUGACUUGGCGACGCAAAGACGUCAACACUCUCUAUCAAUGAGCUCCUCGGAGAACAUUAGUAUCCCAGACAUUGCCGAUCGGCCACAUCUCCUAGGCUUACCAGGAGUACAACGGCACUUUAUCAGUCUCACAGGACGCGCUUUUGAGAGAUUACUGUUGUGGCGGUUAGACUGGUAUAACUUCAUGAAAGUACUGGGCCUACUAGCAUCGGGCUACCGCAAAGACGCCAUCAAAGUAAUCGCAACGAAAGUCAUGAAACCGCGCGGCCUCAUCGGACUCGGCCAAGACACUCUGGACAGCGCCGGCGCCGAGAUCCGUGCCGUCUUUGAUGUUCUCACCAAAGACGAAUCAUACCCGGUUUUGAUCCAUUGCACGCAGGGCAAAGAUCGUACCGGGUUGAUUAUCAUGUUGUUACUGCUUCUUGUCAAAGAAACGGCAUCAGAUAUACCGCUCACCGCUAUAGCGGCGGAUUACUCCAAAUCAGAGGCAGAGCUAAAGCCUGAGCUGGACUCGUUGAUGAAAGAGAUUACGGAUAUAGGCCUCGAUGAGGAAUAUGCAAAGACGCCGCCGGGGUUUACGGAGGCGCUGAAAGACUAUCUAGAUACGAAAUAUGGUGGAGCGAAAGCGUAUCUUUUGUCGAUUGGGUGUGAGGAGGUAAAUAUUGAGAGGAUUAAGAGGAGGUUGUUGAUGUUGUAA
Messenger RNA from Talaromyces amestolkiae, 990 nucleotides. RefSeq lists its product as uncharacterized. Gene Ontology annotation, biological process: dephosphorylation. Lineage: Eukaryota; Fungi; Ascomycota; Eurotiomycetes; Eurotiales; Trichocomaceae. The record is from RefSeq and is a predicted model, not a curated record. The transcript has 5 exons. Gene Ontology annotation, molecular function: phosphoprotein phosphatase activity. The coding region runs from base 1 to 990 and encodes 329 amino acids.